Molecule: messenger RNA, 2718 nt
Organism: Rattus rattus (black rat)
Lineage: Eukaryota; Metazoa; Chordata; Mammalia; Rodentia; Muridae
Gene: Mydgf
Product: myeloid derived growth factor
Exons: 6
Coding region: 35-535 (166 amino acids)
Biological process (GO): positive regulation of angiogenesis; positive regulation of endothelial cell proliferation
Source: RefSeq, a predicted model, not a curated record
UUCGCGAGCGCCUGCGCAUUGCCCCGGAAGCAAGAUGGCGGCCCCCAGCAGUGGCUUCUGGACUGCGCUGGUCCUGGCGGCCGCGGCGCUGAAGUUGGCGGCCGCUGUGUCUGAGCCCACCACCGUGCCAUUUGACGUGAGGCCCGGAGGUGUCGUGCAUUCCUUCUCCCAGGACAUAGGACCCGGGGGCAAGUUUACAUGCACAUUCACUUACGCUUCCCAAGGAGGGACCAACGAGCAGUGGCAGAUGAGCCUGGGCACAAGUGAAGACAGUCAGCACUUUACCUGUACCGUCUGGAGGCCCCAGGGGAAAUCCUACCUCUACUUCACACAGUUCAAGGCUGAGUUGCAGGGUGCUGAGAUCGAGUACGCCAUGGCCUACUCCAAAGCUGCAUUUGAGAGAGAGAGUGAUGUCCCCUUGAAAAGCGAGGAGUUUGAAGUGACCAAGACAGCAGUGUCUCACAGGCCUGGGGCCUUCAAAGCUGAGCUCUCCAAGCUGGUGAUCGUAGCCAAGGCGGCACACUCGGAGCUGUGACCCUUACCUGUCAUGAGCCUUCACGUCCUCUUUCCUGAGGCACACUGGCCUGGACUGCUUGUCUAGGGCACUGGUUCCUAUGGGAGCUGGCAUUGCCCUGUACAGGUGACACUGUGUCACUCUUCAGAACUCUCUGAGCCCUGUCGCCCAUCUCACCAGGGAAGGUGCAGGACAUGUGCGGGUAGGAUGGAAGGACAUCCUGGCUUUCCUAAGGCAAGACGUGGUGUGGUUUCUCCUCUGAGCCCUCCCAGCACCACUUCCUAACCCCACACAGGGCACCUCCACUCAGAAGGAUGGGAAAAGAUAGAACAAAUAAAUAAGUAACACCUUAGCAGAGGCUCUCUGGGGUGAGGACUCAGGCAUGACUUCUCACCAUCUUCCACAGUAGCAUAGCAGGUGCAGGCACGUGGCCUCUCCUAAUGACUGGCACAUAGGUGCCAGCACAGUGGGUCCCAAGGCAGCCAAUGACUUUGCACCCUCAAGGAUGGGUCACUCUCCUGAGACACCAUGUUGCCUUGAAUCCACACUGUGUUCUCUAUCUAGCAGGACAAGGCCAAUGUCCCCACAGAUUCUGGCUUCAGGUGGGUUUUUAAAGUCGGAUGGGAAGCAACAUGUAUUUAGAUUUUUCUUAUGCUGUGUCUGUGAGAAGGGGAGGAGGAGUCUGAGUUAGUGAGUGCUGUGAAUUUGUGCUAUUUGUGUGCUCAUGGAAACAAGAAGAGGGCAUUGCAUCUCCUGGCCCUAGAGUUACAAGUGGUUGUGAACUGCCUGUGGGUGCUGGGAAUUGAACUUCAGUCCUCUGCAAAAGCAGCCAGUGCUUUUAACAGCUUAGCCACCUUUAUAGCCCUAUAAGAAAAAAAUAAAACAGGGGUGGGGGAUUCAGCUCAGUGGUAGAGCGCUUGCCUAGCAAACGCAAGGCCCUGGGUUCAGUCCCCAGCUCUGAAAAAAAAAUAAUAAUAAUAAUAAAAAAAUAAAGCAAAGGCCUGGAGAGAUGGCUCAGUGGUUAAGAGCACUGAUUGCUCUUGCCAAGGUCCUGAGUUCAAUUCCCUGCAACCACAUCGUGGCUCACAACCAUAUGUAAUGCCAAUGCCCUCUUCUGGUGUGUCUGAAAAUAGCAACAGUGUACUCAUAUAAAUAAAAAAAUCUUAAAAAAAAAAUCUAGCAAACCACCUGAAGCCAAGGAACCCUAAAGUUCCUAAAGUGGCCUUAAAGUGUCCAAGCCUUUCAGACGGACCUUGGGGCCCUCCAGCUACGCCUUUGGGCCUGACAUCUCACUGGACAUCCAGUGAGGCACUGAGACUACCAGACAGGUCUGUACCUUACAAGGAUCUGCAGGGGUGCUGCACCUUUUCACAUACGUUCGUGCGUGCAUGCGUGUGUGUGUGUGUGUGUGUGAUCCCACAGCAAGGGCCAAGUACCCUUUUUGUUCCCCGUUCAGCCAUUAGGUAAAGGCAAGGGCAUCGCUGUGAGUUGGAGGCUAGCCUGGACUACAUACAGAGUUCCAGGACUACAUAAUGGGGCUAUACCACAAGAAAGGGAAUCUGGCCAUUAAGACAAGAGGAUAUUUCACAUAGCUUAUACCCUUGGAAGGACAACCAUCAGUGGUGCCUUAGGGGCCUGAGGUUCCAGGGACUCUGAAACAUGAAUUUAGGCCCAAGCCCUCAAGCUCCUACGUAAGAAAGAGCACAGCACGGAUGAAGUGAGGCCAGGCCAUGUGGCUGCUCCUGUGUGCCUUUCAGAGUCUCCAGUUAUUACUCAGGAUACAGAGUAGGUAGAACUGAGUGCCAGGACAUAUUAGCCCUUUAAUGUGUUUCUGGGCGGGAAACGUUGGGAAUGAACCAAGCACUUUAAGUAUGGGAGGGCAGUGAUGCUGCAGAGCCACACCCAGAUCCUCAGAUCAUCUUACUGAAGGCCACAGCCACCGGCCUGUGAUGGAGUGGGACCUGGUGGGGGAGCCAACCCCCAUCCUGUUAUCCCUGGGCUGGGCAGAUUAAUCUUGGCUGUGGGUGCUUGAGAGCCAUGGAACAUAGGACGACGUGUGGGACUUGACUCUCCUUCCUUUCUGUGGUACCCAGGAUCAGAUAGACUUAGGUCACCAGGCUGGGAGUGGAGUACCUUGGUGGCAGAGCCUCUGUGUAGUGUUCAUGAGGCCCAAUGACACAAAGUAAUAAAGUGUGCUCCCGGUG